Messenger RNA from Bathycoccus prasinos, 930 nucleotides. RefSeq lists its product with no specific name. Lineage: Eukaryota; Viridiplantae; Chlorophyta; Mamiellophyceae; Mamiellales; Bathycoccaceae. Gene Ontology annotation, molecular function: heme oxygenase (decyclizing) activity. The transcript has a single exon. The record is from RefSeq and is a predicted model, not a curated record. Gene Ontology annotation, biological process: heme oxidation. Bases 1 to 930 code for a protein of 309 amino acids.
AUGGCCUCUACAUCCGUGUCAACGCGCUCUUCGCCUUUCCUUCGAUUCAGUAACAAUAAUCAGCGACGAGUCUCCUAUUCUUCUUUCGUCGUCGAUGGUGACGACAGACACAAAAAUAACAACAACAACAACAAAAAUAUUAUGAGUAGCAGCGGCAGUAGAAGAAGAGGAACGAAUAUAAAUAGAGACAGACAACGCGGCGGUGUAAUGAUCAUACACGCAGCUGGUCACGGACACGGACACGGCUCGGCAUCUUCCACGGAGAGACGCCCGGGAGAAAAUAAAGGUUUCGUCGAGGAGAUGCGUUUUGUGGCCAUGAAGCUCCACACACGAGAGCAAGCGCCAAAGGAAGGCGAAAAAAAAGCGGAAAAAGUUCCCGAACAAAAGCCCAUGGCGCAAUGGCAGCCGACGAAAGAGGGUUAUUUGAAUUUCCUCGUAGAGUCGAAAGCUGUGUACGAUGCCAUGGAAGCUAUUGUCGCCUCGAAUGCGGAUCCUAUGUAUAAGGCGUUCAUCGACUGCGGUCUCGAACGUUCCGAAGCUUUGGAUAAAGACAUUGAGUGGUUUCGGGAAACUUUGGAAAUGGAGGUUCCCGAGGCGAAAGGGGCAGGUAAAGAAUACGCUGAAUUUCUCAAGAACUUGGCGAAAGAGUCACCGCCUCGUUUCUUAUGUCAUUUUUACAACGUCUACUUUGCGCACUCGGCCGGCGGGAAGAUGAUAGGAAGAAAGGUUUCGGAGAUGAUUUUAGACGGAAAAGAGUUGGAAUUUUACGUUUGGAACAAAAACGGAGGGUUAGAAAAGUCUCUCGCGGAGGUCAAGGAGAAACUUAACGAAGCUGCCGAAAAAUGGAGCCGGGAAGAAAAAGAUGUUUGCUUAGAAGAGACGUCAAAAUCAUUUCAACUUUCCGGAGCACUCUUGCGGCUCAUAGCGUAA